Messenger RNA from Blumeria graminis f. sp. triticale, 2766 nucleotides. NCBI's taxonomy places the organism in Eukaryota, Fungi, Ascomycota, Leotiomycetes, Helotiales, Erysiphaceae. The record is from the annotation of a GenBank genome assembly.
AUGUCGUCUCGUCCUGACCUGAAGGUGGAUGAUGAAGGUGGUUUCAUCAGAUUUUUCAAGAACCUAAGUAAUGAUGACUCGGAAAAUAUACGAAUCUUUGAUCGAGGCGAUUACUACACUUCACAUGGGGAUGAUGCAGUUUUUAUCGCACGAACACCCGACGAUCAGGUUUAUAAAACGACAUCUGUGAUACGACAAUUGGGAAAGAAUGACUCGACUGGACUUCCGUCAGUCACAAUGACAAUUACUGUUUACAAGAGCUUUCUCCGAGAGGCACUGUUCCGACUAGGCAAGAAAAUUGAAGUAUGGACAAAUCAGGGACGAAAUACUUGGACCAUCGCAAAGAAAGCGUCACCUGGCAACCUUCAGGACGUUGAGGAAGAGAUUGGAGCUCAUAUUGAUGCUGCCCCUGUCAUUCUUGCUGUUCAAUUAUCAGCAAAAGCUUCUGAAUCUCGAACGAUCGGUGUAUGCUUUGCAGAUGCUAGCGUCAGAGAACUGGGUGUCAGUGAAUUCUUGGAAAAUGACUCGUAUUCGAAUUUUGAAUCGCUGCUUAUCCAGCUUGGUGUCAAAGAAUGUUUGCUACCUACAAUAAAAACAGAGAGCAAUUUAGACCUGAAAAAACUUAAAAGUGUCAUCGAAAACUGUGGGAUAGCCGUAUCUGAGCGACCAGCAAUUGAAUUCUCUUCUAAGGAUGUCGAACAAGAUUUAUCGAGACUUUUAAAAGGUGAAGAUGCUGUGGGGACUUUGCCCCAGACCGAUCUGAAGCUUGCCAUGGGCUCUGCUGCCGCUUUGAUAAAAUAUCUUGGGGCACUAAAUGACACAUCCAAUUUUGGCCAGUACCAAUUGUACCAGCAUGAUCUCUCCCAGUACAUGAAACUUGAUGCCUCCGCCUUGAAAGCAUUAAAUCUUAUGCCAGGUCUCCGGGAUGGUGCUAAAACAAUGUCGCUUUAUGGUCUACUCAAUCAUUGCAAGACACCUAUGGGCAGUAGAACCCUAGCUCAAUGGCUCAAGCAGCCAUUAAUGGACAAAGAGGAAAUAGAAAAGCGUCAUCAGCUCGUCGAAGCAUUUUUCGAGUGUUCUGAAUUAAGACAAACGAUGCAAGAAGAACAUUUCCGGUCUAUCCCAAACCUUUCUCAGCUUGUGAAGAGAUUUCAGAAGAAAACGGCUAACCUUGAGGAUGUCGUACGAGCCUGGCAAUUGGCUACAGCUCUCCCUGGUUUUAUUAUGACUCUCGAAAGAGUAAUGGAUGAGAAGUAUAAAGAUACCUUAGAUACAACAUAUACGAAUAAACUACGAGAGUACGCAGGAAGUCUUGAAAAGUUGCAGGAAAUGGUGGAGACCACAGUUGACUUAGACGCAGCUCAAAAUCAUGAAUAUGUAAUCAAGCCCGAAUUUGAUGAUGGCCUACGAACUAUUCGAAAAAGGAUAGAAAAGGUGAGGAGUGAGAUGAAUCAUGAGCACAGGGCCGCGGGAGUAGACCUGAACCAAGAUAUCGAAAAGAAAUUACUGCUAGAGAACCACAAAACACAUGGCUGGUGUAUGAGGCUCACGCGAGCAGAAGCAGGAUGUAUCCGGAAUAAAAAAAAUUAUCAAGAAUUUUCAACUCAGAAAAAUGGGGUCUAUUUUACGACGUCGAAGUUACAGAGCCUCAGACGAGAGUACGACCAACUCUCCGAAAACUAUAACCGCACACAGUCGAGCUUAGUACACGAGGUUGUAGGCGUAGCUGCAUCAUACAGUCCAGUGCUUGAGCUGCUAGCAAGUGUGCUUGCUCAUCUUGAUGUCAUUGUCGCAUUGGCUCACUGCUCUGUCCAUGCGCCCACUGCCUAUGUACGACCCAAAAUCCAUCCUCGCGGUACGGGGAAUACAAUUCUUAAAGGAGCUCGGCAUCCAUGUCUAGAGAUGCAGGACGAUAUCCAAUUCAUUACAAACGAUGUCACACUUCAACGAGGCUCGUCUGAAUUCCUUAUUAUUACGGGACCCAAUAUGGGCGGAAAAUCUACAUAUAUCCGACAGAUCGGAGUCAUUGCGCUAAUGGCGCAAGUAGGUUGCUUUGUGCCAUGUUCUGAGGCUGAACUGAGUAUCUUCGAUUGUAUUCUUGCGCGUGUCGGGGCUAGCGACUCGCAGCUCAAGGGCGUAUCAACUUUUAUGGCGGAAAUGUUGGAGACCGCCAACAUUUUACGGUCCGCAACAUCUGAGUCACUGAUCGUCAUUGAUGAGCUUGGUCGUGGCACCUCUACCUACGAUGGAUUCGGUCUGGCUUGGGCAAUUGCGGAAUACAUUGUGCGCGAGAUCGGAUGCUUUGGGCUCUUUGCCACGCACUUUCACGAGCUCACGGCACUUGCUGACACGUACCCUCAAGUGCAGAAUCUACACGUUGUAGCACACGUCGAUACUGUGGGAACUGAAGCUGGCGCUACAGCUAGCGCUUCCGCCGUUACUCUACUGUACCAAGUGGCACCAGGCGUAUGUGACCAGAGCUUCGGUCUUCACGUUGCCGAGCUCGUGCGCUUUCCAGAAAAGGUAGUGCGCAUGGCCCAGCGCAAGGCCGCUAUUUUAGAGUCCACUGCUAUUUCAGAAGAGCCCGCAGAUACUGUAGCUGGUGCGGCACUCCUCCAUAAAGUUUUAAAACGCUGGCGUUCUGCAUGUAUGGAUGCAGGCGAAAGCUGGGGUCGUGAGGAGCAAACACAGUGUCUACGUGAUCUAGUUGCAGCAGAUACAGCGCUUACAGCACAUCCGUUUUUUCGUGACGUAUGCUCUUUAUAG